This is a messenger RNA of Saccostrea echinata, 1683 nucleotides long. Its product is annotated as transcription factor EB-like. The coding region runs from base 1 to 1683 and encodes 560 amino acids. The record is from RefSeq and is a predicted model, not a curated record. Gene Ontology annotation, molecular function: protein dimerization activity; RNA polymerase II cis-regulatory region sequence-specific DNA binding; DNA-binding transcription factor activity, RNA polymerase II-specific. Lineage: Eukaryota; Metazoa; Mollusca; Bivalvia; Ostreida; Ostreidae. Gene Ontology annotation, biological process: regulation of transcription by RNA polymerase II. Gene Ontology annotation, cellular component: nucleus. The transcript is spliced from 7 exons.
AUGGCCUCAAUGUUUCAACCAAGCAAGACAUUAAAGGAAAUUCGGGAACAGUUAAAACAAUUGAACCAGAAAUACAGAAAAGAAUGUGAAAUUAUAGAGAUGGACGAUACUUAUGAAAAGAAUACCAACAAUUCAGAGCAGCAUAUUUUUUCAGGUUUUCCCAAAAAGCAAACAAAAGAAGAGGAAACGUCCCUUGGUGCAUUGGAAAAUAAAAGCAACUUAGAUACAUGUACAAUGAAUUUCCCGACAUUUUUAGAAGAAGCAUGUGAACCUUAUAUUGACUUAUCUGAGCAUGUGGAAUCCGUGAUUACAACAAUGAAAGAAACCUUGGAGGACAACCCUCAGGAAACAACAUCUCAGGAGCUACAUCAAACUAAUACAGAUAUGGAAGACGAAGAAUAUAGUAUUGAUCAGGUGGACCACCUAAUCGGUGAUGUCAUGAAUUCAGUCCAGACUGAUUCGUCAUAUGAUGAAGAUCUCCAUUGUAUUGAACAAGCCGUGGCAUGUACAAUAAGCAAAGCCAAUCAAAAAUGUUCUCUCGGAGCUACGGACGAAUCACUUUUGAAAGACAAUCCUCAAACCGUUACAUUUCUGUCAAAGAAAGAGGAACAAUUUUGGAGGAAAGAGAGAAUUAGAAAAGAUAACCAUAACAUAAUCGAACGAAGGCGAAGAUACAAAAUAAAUGAUAGAAUUCAAGAAUUGGCUGCACUUUUACCCCCAACAGUUCAUCCAGCAAUGAAAGUGCAUAAAGGAUCAAUUCUGAAAGCAUCAGUUGAUUAUAUAAGGGAAUUGAAGAAAGACACAUCUAGACUCAUUUUAUUUGAAUCCAAACGUAAGGCAAUGGAGACAAAGUACCACAAAAUGAUGUUAAAACUAUUUAAACUAGAAUUGGGAAUGAAACUUUUAGAAUUAAACGAAGAAAAAGAUUUUCAAGAGACCACAAAGAAAAGAGCCAAAAGAAAUCAUCCGGAAUUUGAUGCGAUGGUGGAAGGAAUGAUGAAAAACACCUUGCAACAGCCAUAUAGGACCCCAGAAAAAUUAACACGUUUAUCACUUGAUCAACUCACGGAAUUGGGCAGUAAAAGCGAUAAUAAAAAGACAGCACCUCCUCUAGAAAACAUUUCGAAAAAUUCUAUCAGAAAAAAAUUGUCAAUCAAUAACAAUAAAAGCAAGAUCUCCACUGAACCGUCUAGCAGAGUAUUGGCGCUGGAAAUGAAAUCCUCAAGGAGGCACUCAAGCCUUAAAUGUGAAGAUUAUCUCGUAAAUCGAGAGAACAGCAAUGCUAAAAAUCAGCCUCCUGAAUUCACUGGAGACAUGGAACAAAAUGAAAUGCAUUUUACGAUUCCCUUUCAAACAGAAAUAUUAUCAAGUGAACAAGAAGGGUUUUCAAAGUAUCAUUUUUCAUCAACGUCCGAAUUAAAUUCCAACCAAUGCAGUCUCUUGCUAGAUUUAUUUGACUCGGAUAAUGUGUCCUUAUUUCAAUACGAGACACAGUCAUGUUCCCCUGUGUCCUCUGUUUCUUCAACUGUUCAGUCAGGGGAAGACUACUCGUCGCCUGUUUUGUCGCCCCUUACACAGACGACAAACAUGCUGGAAGGACUACUUAGAACAUGCGACAGAGCCUCCUCUUCUUCGGAGUCACAUUCCCUGGAGAACUCUAUUGAGAGUUCAGGGACACAUUGA